Molecule: messenger RNA, 3657 nt
Organism: Ricinus communis (castor bean)
Lineage: Eukaryota; Viridiplantae; Streptophyta; Magnoliopsida; Malpighiales; Euphorbiaceae
Product: F-box/LRR-repeat protein 15
Exons: 17
Coding region: 386-3445 (1019 amino acids)
Molecular function (GO): protein binding
Source: RefSeq, a predicted model, not a curated record
ACUGAAAAGAAAAGGAAUGGCGAAAGCAACAAAAGCUUUCCAUAUUCCAAUAUAAGAAGUCCCGAUUUCUUAGAGAUUUUUAUUUCACCAUUAGCAGCAGCGCCGAUCUCCUUUUUCAUUUUUAUCUUAUAUUUAUUUUUCAAUCUCUUCACAAUUUUAUUCCUUCUCUUUUCAAAUAAAAGAAAAGAAGAAAAGACACAGCUCUCUUAAGAUCCGAUCAGAUCCGUUAAAAAAUUCUCCAUUUCCAUAUCGGCGGAUUCGAUUUCCUGAGAUAAAUUGAAAUACCCAAGUGUUUAAUUUCACUGAAGGUUAGGGCUUUAAUUGGAAAUGCAACAGAUCGUGACCUAGGGUUUGUAAAGGUACUACCUUUACUCUUUGAAAUUGCAUGAAGAUUUGGUAUUGCUGGUGUUGUCUAUGCUUCACUUUCAAAGAAGAAGAAGAAGACAAAACAAUGAAAGAGGGCAUUUUUAGAAAUGAAGAAGAACAAGAAGCUGAAGCUACAAGGUUAGGGCUUGCACUGAAUGAUACCAAUAGUAGAAGGGAUGAUCGAGAUUCUUCUUCUUCUUUAAGAUUGUUUGAAGAAAUGAUUAGAGCGAUGCAUGGUGGUGGCGGCGGCGGCUUAGACGAUGAGGUGGUUGCUUUGAGGAAGAAUGGGAUUCGUGGGUCGUGGCAAGUUCAGGGAGAGAGUAGUAUUAGUAACAGUAGUAGUUGUUCGGUGGCAGUUUCCGCGGGUGCUGUGGUGACGGGGAGUGGAAAUGAGACUUGUGAUCGGGAUAUGCAUAAUAAACGGGCUAAAGUUUACUCUGCUUCUCGUGCUUGCCAUUAUAUGACCGCUAUGUCUUCAGAUGCUGGCAAUCCUAGUUCAUCAUCUGAUAGAGAUUUUAAUUUGAAUCAAAGCUCUUCUGUUCCAGCUAGGAAUGAGAUAUUUUACCAUAAUUUCAUGUGGAAUAACAGCAGUGAGGAGAAUCCUUGUGAUUCUGGUGGUGGGAGAGAUGAUGGUGAUGAGAGUGGCACUUCCAAGUCGGAAGAUUUAGAAGUUCGAAUGGAUCUUACAGAUGAUUUAUUGCAUAUGGUUUUCUCUUUCUUGGACCACCUUAAUCUUUGUCGAGCUGCGAUGGUCUGUAGGCAGUGGCGAGCAGCCAGUGCUCAUGAAGAUUUCUGGAGGUGUUUGAAUUUUGAAAAUCGAAAUAUAUCAAUAGAACAAUUUGACGACAUGUGUCGGCGGUACCCGAAUGCAACUGAAGUGAAUAUUUAUAGUGCUCCCAACAUUCACUUGCUUGUUAUGAAAGCACUCUCUUCAUUAAGAAAUCUUGAGGUGUUAACUUUGGGAAGAGGACAACUAGGGGAUCCCUUUUUCCAUGCGUUGGCAGACUGUAGCAUGCUUAAGAGUUUGUAUGUCAAUGAUGCUACUUUGGGAAAUGGUGUCCAUGAGAUCCCUAUAAACCAUGAUAGAUUGCGUCAUCUGCAACUUAUAAAAUGCCGCGUGGUUAGGAUAUCUGUCAGAUGCCCACAACUUGAAACUUUGUCUUUGAAGCGCAGCAACAUGGCGCAAGCUGUACUCAAUUGUCCUCUCUUGCGCCUCCUUGAUAUAGGGUCUUGUCACAAGCUUUCAGAUGCAGCAAUCCGUUCAGCAGCAAUUUCAUGUCCUCAAUUAGAGUCUUUAGACAUGUCAAAUUGUUCUUGUGUCAGUGAUGAAACACUACGUGAAAUUGCUGCCACUUGUGUUAAUCUGCAUAUUCUUAAUGCAUCAUACUGUCCAAACAUAUCACUCGAGUCUGUAAGACUGCCGAUGUUGACAGUUCUCAAGCUUCAUAGCUGUGAGGGAAUAACUUCAGCUUCAAUGGCUGCAAUAGCUCAUAGUUCUAUGCUGGAGGUUUUGGAGCUUGAUAAUUGCAGUUUGCUAACUUCGGUGUCCUUAGAUCUUCCUAGCUUGCAGAACAUACGACUGGUACACUGUCGCAAGUUUGCCGAUCUGAACUUACGAAGUACCAAGCUAUCAUCUAUAAUGGUGUCUAAUUGUCCAGCACUCCAUCGUAUUAAUAUCAUGUCAAAUUCACUCCAAAAAUUGGCACUACAGAAACAGGAAAACCUAACAGCAUUGGCAUUACAAUGCCAAUUUUUGCAAGAAGUGGACCUCACAGAUUGUGAAUCCUUGACAAAUUCUAUAUGUGAAGUUUUUAGUGAUGGUGGGGGAUGCCCUAUGCUAAAAUCGUUGGUUCUUGAUAACUGUGAGAGCUUGACGGCCGUGCAAUUCUGCAGUACCUCUUUAGUCAGUCUUUCCCUCGUUGGUUGCCGUGCUAUUACUGCUCUUGAAUUGACAUGCCCUUGUCUUGAGAAAGUUUGUCUAGAUGGCUGUGAUCAUCUUGAGAGAGCAUCAUUUUCUCCUGUUGCUCUUCGGUCACUCAAUUUGGGAAUUUGUCCAAAACUAAAUAUACUUAAUAUUGAAGCACCAUAUAUGUUGUUGCUCGAGUUGAAAGGAUGUGGUGUUUUGUCUGAAGCAUCCAUCAACUGCCCUCUGCUAACAUCACUUGAUGCUUCCUUUUGCAGCCAACUCAAGGAUGAUUGUUUGUCUGCAACAACUGCGUCCUGCCCGCUGAUUGAGUCGUUAAUAUUGAUGUCAUGCCCAUCUGUUGGUUCUGAUGGACUUUACUCUUUGCGCUGGCUUCCAAAUCUCACUGUACUUGAUUUAUCCUAUACCUUCUUGAUGAAUCUGCAACCAGUUUUUGAGUCUUGUUUGCAACUAAAGGUACUAAAAUUGCAAGCUUGCAAGUAUCUCACAGACACAUCAUUAGAGCCUCUUUACAAGGAAGGUGCUCUGCCGGUGCUUCAGGUUUUGGACUUGUCAUAUGGGACUCUCUGUCAGUCUGCUAUAGAGGAGCUUCUUGCUUACUGCACACAUCUCACUCAUUUGAGCUUGAAUGGCUGUGUAAAUAUGCAUGACCUUAAUUGGGGAUGUAGUGGAGGUCAACAUUCUGAGUUGCCAAGUGUGUGUAAUUCAUCUGCCCUGCUCUGCGAUGAAAAUAUUGAUGAGCCAAUUGAGCAGGCAAAUCGAUUGCUACAAAACCUAAACUGUGUAGGUUGUCCAAAUAUAAGGAAAGUUCUCAUUCCACCAAUGGCACGGUGUUUUCACUUAUCAUCAUUAAACCUGUCUUUAUCUGCAAACUUGAAGGAAGUUGACAUUGCUUGUUUUAGUUUGUGCAUUCUUAAUUUGAGUAAUUGUUGCUCUUUGGAGAUAUUGAAACUCGAGUGUCCUCGACUAACCAGUCUCUUUCUCCAGUCUUGUAAUAUUGACGAGGAAGAUGUUGAAGCUGCCAUAUCUCGGUGCAGUAUGCUGGAGACCCUGGAUGUGCGUUUUUGUCCAAAGAUAUACUCAAUAAGCAUGGGGAGAUUGCGGGCAUCAUGUCCGAGUUUGAAGCGUGUGUUUAGCAGCCUGUCACCUUCAUGAUGUGAAUAAAGAAUUUUUGUUUCAUUUUUCCAACGGUAAUUCACUUUGAGGUGAAGCGGCAACUUUAUUUGGUGUGCUAUUCUAAGAUUCACGUGUUAUGUAUUAUAAAUGUCCUGUUUGGUUGUAUAGGCACUUGAUGUUGUAGCAGCUGUCCUAAUGUAACAACACAAUAAACCAUCUUUGCUCUCUAUAUUAAUUAUUAAUUAUUAUUA